AUGCCACGCCUCUUCAGCAAAAGUGAGCUCCGUCGCUUCGAAGACUGCGCCAAUGAGAACCAAACCCUCGCGGACUGCUGGGCAGGCGACCAGAUCGUCAUUGUGGCCUGCGAGCUAUCGGACAAAUACCAGUACGCCGACAAACGCAAUUCCAGAGCGAUAGAGAUAAACGUCAUGUCAUCCGCGGAUAAGCCUGUGUGGAGAUCGUUACCCCUUGAUACACGACAGUAUGAUGCUCUCAAGAGGCAUUGCAGCACCAGGACGAUUCGCAUGCUAGGGAAGUCGAAAGUCAAUAAGAGCCUCCAGCCGAAGCCUUGGUCGUGGUAUAACGCCGCUGCUGCGCAUGAGACGUUUGAGCUCUACGAGGAGGAGGCGCGAGCUAAAGCGCAGGAGGCUUUUGAUGCGCUGAGCGGCGAGAUGUAUGCGACAGUAUGUGUCGUGAGCUACGAUCUCCGCGAGACCAUGGCUGCUCUGGAUCUGUUCAAGGUCAAGUUGCCUUCUUCUAAGGUUGUGUUUGUGGACUUGAUCAAGGUGCUGGAGCAUCAGACGAGGGGCGAGGAGGUUAUUCCAGAGCGGCUGAGGAAGUACACUAAUGACAACAUUGCGAUGAGGAACGGGAGGCUUGAUAGGCGGCCGGGGACGCCAAGGGGCUAUCUCGGGAUGCCGAGCAUAAGGUUGUUGGAGGUGGUCGGGCCUGCUGCCGAGGGUCAUAGGGCGGAUCAUAAGAAGCUCGAAAAGGGGAACGUGGCCUUGGAGAGGAUUGCCAAAAGGAUUCGUAACGGAUAG
Messenger RNA from Colletotrichum acutatum, 786 nucleotides. RefSeq lists its product as uncharacterized. The record is from RefSeq and is a predicted model, not a curated record. The transcript has a single exon. The coding region runs from base 1 to 786 and encodes 261 amino acids. NCBI's taxonomy places the organism in Eukaryota, Fungi, Ascomycota, Sordariomycetes, Glomerellales, Glomerellaceae.